UGUCACGUAACAGGGAUAGUAACCGCAUCUCACGAAGCGCCCGUCACGUGCUGUAUCACGUGUAUAUCACAUACAUCCUGUAUAUAGACCUUUCUCUUUUGUCUAUUUCCACUUUGAUAGGUUAAGCCACUUUACCACACUCCGUAUGCCCAUUGCUGUGUGCCAUAACUCGUGACAGUUAUGAGCCCAGCUCUUAGUUAAGACCCCAUACCACGAUAACGCACUCAUCAACACGAUUCCUACGUUCUCUUCAAGAUGACCGACAUCUUCACAUCCACUUUUGGCCAAGCCAAAUUGACUGGCCGCGACAGUUGGAUCAAAUGGUUCCAGGCCUUCCGCCUUAUGAGUGAGGGACUCGAGGUCUGGAAGUACGUCGACCCAGACGCUCCAGACUCCGACGCACUCCUCACUCCUCUCACGGCGUUCACUUCACCUUCUGACUUCGAACUAUUACUCUCAACCCGUAAUGAAGAAGAACAAAGAGCCUACGAGGCACGCCGUGAGGCGUUCGAAAACGACCAAAAGGACUGGGAAAUCCAUCGCCAGCAACUUCCAGCCCCAACUCCCAGCAUGACCCCUUCGACUUCCUCGAGCACGAGCAACCCACAGGAUCCAGCUGGAACUCCUUUUACGAUACCAGCUAUGCCACCUACUUCACGCAAUCAAAUCUAUCCCCAUACCGCACCCGUGAAGAGGAUCCAUACGCUCGAGAAUAUUCAGAAGGAAUGGGAGCUCUCUGCCAAAUACCAUCAAAUCAUGGCCCCUGAACGUAACAGUGUUAAUACGCACAUCAAACUCCUCGCCCAGUGGUUGGGAAAAUCAGUUAACGCCACUCUCUACGAACACGCAUUCCAGAAAGCAACCGAGAACGGCGUCAAGUUCAGCGUACAACGAAUCGUCAGACGACUGAAGCAGGAACUGGCGCCCUCCGAGGCCAUGGUCAGGAGUGCGGUUCGCCAGGAGUACAGACAAGUCCUCAGCAAAGCGAGGACCGGAGUUAACCCCCAACGCUGGUACGAGGAGUGGCAGUCUGCUUACCUCCGAGCCAAAACGUACGAUAUCCCGGAAAUUGACGGAGAGAUCGCCAUAAUCGACUUCCUGGAUGCGGUUAAGUCCAGACUCAACCCUACAUGGGGCCAACGCACUUAUGAGACUUUCCGCGAAUCAAUGGCCUUCGAAACACACACCAGGACCCUCGAGGAGAUUGCGUCAAGGAGGGGCUUACUCCACUUUCGCUGGACGCUCUGA
This is a messenger RNA of Colletotrichum phormii, 1248 nucleotides long. RefSeq lists its product as uncharacterized. The record is from RefSeq and is a predicted model, not a curated record. The transcript has 2 exons. Bases 256 to 1248 code for a protein of 330 amino acids. Lineage: Eukaryota; Fungi; Ascomycota; Sordariomycetes; Glomerellales; Glomerellaceae.